AUGGUUCAGUCACAAUCAUACCCGAGAAAUUUUUUCGGAUCUGAUGUUUUUCAUUCGAAAUUGAACUCAAGUGUUAAUAACUGCUCAUCCCGAUUUGAAUGUUUUCACUCGCCAUCUGUUGACAAUAAUCUGAUCGACGAUUCAAGCAAACUAGAAAGAGCUCAUUCUAAUGUUAACUUGAUCAAUAUUGGUUUUGUUACAGAUGGAAAAAAUGUAUUACAAAUAAACGGGGUACUAAAAACACUUUUUCUUCAUCGACAAUCAUUAGAUUUUCUAUCAAUCCACAUUGUCGCUCCAAAAUCGAAUUGGUCUCUCAUUGAUGGUGCAUUUAAAACGUGGUAUAGUAUGGAAAAUGGUCUGGGAAAUUCAUUCAAUCAUACUCUAUACGAUUCAAGCGAGUGUACAAGUACAGCAGAUGUUUUCCAGCCCUAUUUUGACGGUGUGUACCGUAUUGCAUUUUGUAAACUAGUUAUUCCCUAUCUGGUCAAUCCAUUUCACGUACCCUAUAUGCUAUUGCUUGAUUUCGAUAUAAUUGUGGUUAGCAAUCAUUUUACAACCGAUUGUUGGCUACAAGCCAUCAAGAAACUUGAGGAACAUCCGUACGCAAUUUUUUCUAUUGCUCAUCAAGGUAGCCCUAAAACAAAGCCGCGCCCUUUUCCAAUGCCAUAUUUGGAAGAAUACAGAGCUCACUUUCACUUCAACAAUGGUGUCAUUCUUUUUCACAUCGCCAGAAUUCACGAACUGGAUCAACUUGUAGAGCACAAUACUACAGUAUCAGUUGCGUAUCCUGCUGCAAGUGGACCAAGGCGAUGGCUACGCGAUUUUCAACAGGAUCCACCAUCUCUUCGUUCAACAAUACAAGUAACAACAGACAAAUUCGUGCUUUAUUUAGAUUAUGAUUCUAUUACUGAAACAACAUCUAUCAAUCAAGCUUUAUGCACUGUUAUCUCUUUAUAUGUUAUAUUUGAAUUACAAUUUGGUACACACAAUCGAAUUAUACAUUUAUUGCAUGGAAUAUUGUUACAAGAACCAGUAGCAUUAACGAAACAAUUGCGAUGGACAUUAAAAGAAUGGAAAUUCCAAAUUGGUAAAAAUGAACGUAAACAAAUAAGUCAAGUGAUGUUUGUGAGUCACAAUCGGGAACAUCGAUUAGCAUCCGAACACAAUUUACCACACUUAGAAGAAAAUAUACCUGAUGAUCUAUCUUAUGAAGAACCAGACGAAGAUUUACUUGAAAACAAAUCCGACUUUGAAGCAUUAGUUGAAGUAAAACAACAAUUGUCCGUAAAUCUAGUUUCCGAUGAUGUUCAAAAUCCAACAACGACAUAA
Messenger RNA from Rotaria socialis, 1329 nucleotides. The record is from the annotation of a GenBank genome assembly. NCBI's taxonomy places the organism in Eukaryota, Metazoa, Rotifera, Eurotatoria, Philodinida, Philodinidae.